Messenger RNA from Adelges cooleyi (spruce gall adelgid), 2755 nucleotides. RefSeq names its product piwi-like protein Siwi. Gene Ontology annotation, molecular function: piRNA binding; protein binding. Lineage: Eukaryota; Metazoa; Arthropoda; Insecta; Hemiptera; Adelgidae. The record is from RefSeq and is a predicted model, not a curated record. Gene Ontology annotation, cellular component: P granule. Gene Ontology annotation, biological process: regulatory ncRNA-mediated gene silencing.
CAAACAUUUUCUUUCUUAGUUCGGCGUUAUUAAAUUGUUGUAUACAUUUUAUCGCAUCUCCACAGUUAAUAACAGCUUAAACAUUUAAAAUGUAUCCAGCUAGACCAACGAGAGUACGAGCUCGGGGUCCGGUUAACAAUGUGCGUCAACCCGGUCCAAGGUAUCCACAACAGCGACCGACGUUCACAUCCUUUACUCCUAGACCACCUGUGUCUGGAUCUGUUGAUUCACAAGUGAAACAAGUAAAAGAGAAGAUGAACAAAUUGGCAACAACGGAUGAUAUGCCAAUUCCUCUUGGCCGGGGAAGUGUACGUGGCCGUCGUUUAACGACCGAAUUUCAAGAAACAUUUCUAGCGCCCCGCCCUGAAUCGUCAUUGACUCCGACAGGAAAGAGAGGUGUCUCCGGAGUUGAAGUACAAUUGUUGUCAAAUUAUUUCCCGCUGAGAUGUAUUGACAAGGACAAAGGAUUAAUGCAAUGGGAACUAUAUCAAUAUCGAGUUGACUUUGAUCCCGAAGAAGAUCGUAUUGCAGUCAAAAGAGGUUUAUUGGCUCAGCAUCGCAAUGUUUUUGGCGGUUACUUGUUCGAUGGAACUAUGUUGUUCACAAGCUCCAAGUUGAACCCCGAGUCAUUCGAGCUGACAUCCCAAGAUCGUAAGGACGAUAAGAUGUUCAUUAUAAAAAUAAAAUUCACUAAUGUCUUGAAAUCUGGUGAUUAUACUUACAUUCAAGUAUUCAACUUGCUUUUGCGCAACUGUAUUCGGCAUCUCGGCCUUAAGCUAAUAUCCAGAAACUUUUAUGACCCGGAAGCUAAGAUUGACUUGCCAGCACACAAGCUCCAACUUUGGCCUGGAUACGAAACAUCCAUCGCCAUGCAUGAAAACAAUACAGUAUUAAUGUGUGCUGAAAUUUCGACCAAAGUAAUGCGCCAAGAAACAGUGUUGGAUUUUUUACAUUCAUGUGCCGCCGAAAGGUCUAGGAACCCAGAAUGGAUGACCAAUUUCAAGAACGGAGUCAUUGGAACAACUGUUAUGACAGUUUACAAUAACGAGACCUAUGUUAUUGACGAUAUCGACGAAGCUUCGGAUCCUUCGUCAACGUUUCCUAAGAAAGAUGGCACGAAAAUGUCGUACAACCAAUACUACAAAGAGAAAUGGAAUGUACAAAUACGCGGGGGCAGACAACCCAUGCUGAUAUCGAAGAACAAAAAAAAAUCUGUCCGAGAAUUUGGGGUGGAAGAAUCUUUGGUGUAUUUGGUUCCUGAGCUGUGUGUCAUGACUGGAUUAACUACUCAGAUGCGAAAUAAUUUCAAUCUUAUGAAGGACUUGGCAAUCUAUACGCGUAUAAACCCAGACGAAAGGGUCAGGCGCCUUCGGAAUUUCGUCAAACGAGUGUUGUCGUCCAAUAACUCCGUAGAAGAGUUUACGAAAUGGAACUUAAAGUUAGACAGCGACCUCGUUGAAGUAAAAGGGCGCGUUUUGAAACCGGAACCGAUUUUUGGCAACGUAAAGGACUAUAAUGGCGGAGAUCAAGCUGAUUGGACUAAACAUCUAAGAAUGUCACCGAUGUACACUAAUGCUGUAGUAAAAUGUUGGGUCGUUAUGGCUCCUGUGCAAAAUAAACAGGAGGUAAUCGCUUUCCUCACUACUCUGGCAAAGGCGGCGGGGAUGGGUUUCACAUUACCACAGCCUGUUAUGGUUCCACUGCAAGAUAGUCGAUCGGAUACCAUUAUAUGCACUCUGGAGGAAGCGGUGAAUCAAAAAAAUCCAACCAUUAUACUUUGCGCGAUUCCACCGAAAGGACAACUGUACGCUGUGAUAAAACGAAAAUUGUGCGUGGACAGGGCAGUACCAUCCCAAGUGGUGCUACUGAAAAAUGUACAGAAAAAUAACAUAUCGGUUGCAACGAAAAUCGCUGUACAAAUGAAUUGCAAAAUUGGAGGUGCACCGUGGCUCGUGAAAAUUCCUAAAAAAGGCAUGAUGAUAGUGGGUUAUGACGUUUACCAUACGCAAAAAGGUAAGAAAAAAAUGUCUUAUGGAGCUUUGAUUGCAACAAUGGGCGACACCCACACUAAUAUAUUCAGUUGUGUUGAGCUCCACGAGGUCGGCGAAGAGUUGUCCAACCAUUUCGCAGCGACUAUGAGCAAGGCCUUGAUGACGUACAAAUCGAUAAAUGGACAUUUGCCAACGAGUAUAGUAAUAUACAGAGACGGCGUCGGCGAAGGGCAGCUUCAAUAUGUCCACAAAAUUGAAAUCAAACUAAUUAAAGCCGUCGUUAAACAAUUCUACGGUGAUGCUGGUGUCCCCAUGGCGGUUGUCGUAGUUACUAAACGUAUAAGCACCAGGUUUUUCACAAAACAAGGCACGCGUAACCCUCAAGCCGGUACAGUUGUAGAUAGCGUGGUCACCGACCCUAAUAAAUACGACUUCUAUUUAGUGUCACAACAUUCGACACAAGGAACAGUGGCGCCUACGCACUAUCAAGUUAUUGAAGACACUUUGAAUCUUCCACCGGAUCAUAUGCAAAAACUUACAUUUAAACUGUGUCACAUGUACUUUAAUUGGUCGGGUACCGUACGUGUACCAGCCCCGUGUUUAUUAGCCCAUAAAUUGGCAUAUUUUGCUGGUCAAACAUUAUGUGGAUCGCCGAACGUUGGUUUAGACCGCCUCCCUUAUUUUUUGUAAUUAAGUUUCUUUACUACCUGUUUUAUAUUGUACCUUUUGUUUUAUUGUUAUUGAAUUUGUCACCGCUUCAUUUG